Danio aesculapii is the source of this 6438-nucleotide messenger RNA. RefSeq names its product BTB/POZ domain-containing protein kctd15. Gene Ontology annotation, molecular function: protein binding. The record is from RefSeq and is a predicted model, not a curated record. The coding region runs from base 689 to 1462 and encodes 257 amino acids. Gene Ontology annotation, biological process: protein homooligomerization. NCBI's taxonomy places the organism in Eukaryota, Metazoa, Chordata, Actinopteri, Cypriniformes, Danionidae. The transcript has 5 exons.
CCAGACGUCAUUCGCUUUUAAUGGCCUCCAGGAAAUUUGCCAUUACUAUUCUCGCAGACAUUAGAGCGCGGAGAGGAGUUGCCUGAGCGCCGCGUCCAGAUUUCGGCGUCGUAAAAAACAACACGCGUCUUUUUAUCGCCACUUUAUCAACAAGUUCUCCGCCGUAGCGCGCGCGCGGAGAGACACACACUCACUCCGACUCGUUCAGGGGAAGGAAAAUGUGUUGCCUUUGUGAAAGAGCCUGGGGGAAUAUUACAUCAGACGAAAUGACAAUGAUUAAAAUCAGCCUUUCUGCCUCUCCAAAGUCUCAGGAACGGCGCGGUGACACUUGCCUGAUGCGUAAACCGUUAUGCGCCCAACUUUAGAGCUAUUUUUUUCCAGCUGAAACAAUCAAGGAGGGGGGAAAUAUCAGGUUUGCAUCUGUUCCAAUGAGUGUGCUCGGGUUUAAGUUAAUUGUCCUCUAAUCCUGUGUGGCCCCAGAGGCGUUUGCGCAGCCCGGAGCCAGAAUUCUUCUUUCGGCUCUGCUCUGAUUCAGAGACGGAUUAUUGGCUUCCUUCUGCCCAUAAGCAAAGCAGCAGAUUCGCCGUGGCCAAAAAAGCCUGAUACACACACACAAGCUUGUGUUGAGAAAUAAGAAGAUCAAGAGGGGGAAGGAGAGCUUGGUCUCCUGGAGAAGGAAGGGAGAAGCAUGUCGCGCCUGUCUCUGACCCGGUCUCCGGUCUCUCCUCUGGCCGCGCAGGGGAUUCCUCUGCCGGCGCAGCUCACCAAAGCCAACGCGCCCGUGCACAUCGAUGUGGGCGGACACAUGUACACCAGCAGCCUGGCCACGCUCACCAAAUACCCAGACUCACGGAUCAGCAGGCUGUUUAACGGGACGGAGCCCAUCGUUCUGGACAGUUUAAAGCAGCAUUAUUUCAUCGACAGAGACGGAGAAAUCUUCCGCUAUAUUCUGAGUUUCCUGCGAACCUGCAAACUGCUGCUGCCCGACGACUUUAAGGACUUCAAUCUGCUGUACGAGGAGGCGCGCUAUUACCAGCUGAGUCCGAUGAUCAAGGAGCUGGAGCGCUGGAAGCAGGAGCGUGAGCAGCGGCGUCUGGCUCAGCCCUGCGACUGCCUGGUGGUGCGGGUGACCCCCGAUCUGGGCGAACGCAUCGCUCUGAGUGGAGAGAAGGUGCUCAUCGAGGAGAUCUUCCCCGAGACCGGAGACGUCAUGUGCAACUCGGUCAACGCUGGCUGGAACCAGGACCCCACACACGUCAUCCGCUUCCCACUGAACGGAUACUGCAGACUCAACUCCGUGCAGGUGCUGGAGCGUCUCUUCCAGAAGGGUUUCAGCGUGGCGGCGUCAUGCGGUGGUGGCGUGGACUCGUCUCAGUUCAGUGAAUAUGUUCUGUGUCGUGAAGAUCGGCGGAGUCACAACACAAACACACCCAUCAGGAUAAAGCAGGAGCCGCUGGACUAGACCUCGGCUACACAUACACACACACAGACUCAAACGGGGAAUGUACUCUGAAAAAAGAAAAUAAAACAGCCCAAAGAACUUCCGGCUCCGCCCACUCCACCAAUCAGAGGAUGCCUUCACGCAUACAGAAUAAGGCCACGCCCCCUAGGUGCAGUGUGUGUUUUUUUUCUCUUCUCAUUUCAACCUUGUUGUUUCUAAAGUUGGACUUUUUCACGUCUAGAGCCGUGAUGUCUGAGUGCAGCACAACUUUGUGUUUUUCUUUUAUUACAUGAAGAAUGAAGGAGAAACUUUGAGAAACUCUGGAGCUGCCAGGACAAAACCGUCAGAAGAAAAUAAACGGCUCAUUAAUGUGUGUUUGUGCACAGAGACGGACCAUAAUCAGGCAGAUCUGCAAACAUUUCACAUCCCCAGAGCUCUGAUCAAAAGCGGGUUUUAUCUUAUUUUCAAGUACAAACAUCUGAACAUUCCUUUAAAAUGACUUGAGAUAUAUAUAUAUAUAUACACACAGCUGAAGUCAGAAUUAUUAGUCCCCUUCGAAUUUUUCCUUUUUAAAUAUUUCCCUAAUGAUGUUUAACAGAGCAAGAAAAUUUUCACAGUAUGUCUGAUAAUGUUUUUUCUUCUGGAGAAAGUCUUAUUUGUUUUAUUUCGGCUAGAAUAAAAGCAGUUUUUAAUUUUUUAAAAGCCAUUUUAAGGUCAAAAUUAUUAGCCCCUUUAAGCUAUAUUUGUUUUCAAUAGUCUACAGAACAAACCAUCAUUAUACAAUAACUUGCCUAAUUACCCUAACCUGCCUAGUUAACCUAAUUAACCUAGUUAAGCCUUUAAAUGUCACUUUAAGCUGUAUAGAAGUGUCUUGAAGAAUAUCUAGUCUAAUAUAUUUACUGUCAUCAUGGCAAAGAGAAAAUAAAUCAGUUAUUAGAGAUGAGUUAUUAAAACUAUUAUGAUUAGACAUGUGCUGAAAAAAUCUCUCUGUUAAACAGAAAUUGGGGGAAAAAAAUAAACAGGGGGGCUAAUAACUCUGACUUCAACUGUAUAUAUUGAAGACAAAAUUAUUGAAAUGUUUCCCAAGUGCUGUUUAGCGCUGAAAUGAUUUUAUUCAAUACAUUUCUAAUCAUAAUAGCUGGCAGAGUAAGUAAAAAUCUGAUUGGGCCAGUAGAAAAGAUCCUUAGCGUUGAACCCUGUACUGUGCAAAAUGUCCUUGCUCUGUUAAACAGCACUUGGAAAAUAUUUUACAAAUAUUAAAAGUGUCUUCUUUUUAAAGCAUAAAGUCAACUUUGAUUUCUUUUUCAUCCAGAAAGCGAGGCUUCAUGUCAGAUUUCAGAAUGAUUCAAUAUUUGUGCUGGAACAAAACAAAUUUUUGGGCUGUAUAGAGAAAGUCUGAUGUUUAACGAACAAACUGUUUAGAGCAGCGACUGGAGAGAUCUUUAGUGUUGAUAAUUAUAUUGAUUUGCACUUACAGUGUGUGUGUGAAUCCGGUGUGUGUUUAAUAGAGUCAGGAUGAGACUGACAGAAUGAGGAGACGCACCAACUUUGAGGAUGAAUAAUGGAUAUUCAUUAGCCCACUUUAUCUGUGCGUGCGUGCGUGCGCAUGCAUCAGCUUUUCCUCAUCUGUUCAGACAUACAGAAAAUCUUCAGCAGCACUUUUACAAAAUCUCUCUCAUACACACACACACACACACAAGAGUCUUGACAGCUCAAAUAUCCACAUUUACAGGAGAGAACAACACACACUCAUGUCCAGUUCAGCUCUGAGCAAAACCCGUUCACAAGUUGAUCAUUAGCACAGGAUGAACAAAAAACAUUGCAUUUUAAGCUCACAAUUCUGACUUUUCCCACUCAAAGUUGAUUUCUUUUUUAUUUUAUUUAUAAUUUAUAGAAAUGUUUGUCUCAGAACUGCGAGUUUAACACAGACUUUGAGGUUUUUAAACAAAAAAAGUCAUUUUUAUCUCACAAUUCUGACUUUUUUCUGCUUUAAAAUGUGGAAAUGAUUAGAUCGUUGUUUUGAUAAUCAUGUUAUAUACGCUCUUAUAAAUGGCAGAAAUGUUUUCCUCAGAACUGUGAUUUAAACACAGACAUUGAGUUCACAACAGUACUUUUAUUUCUUUUAUUUCAGUUUGAUUACAAGGGUCAGAAGUUCUGUCUUGCAACUUCAGUUUCUUGAUGUUUUUUCUCUGAUUGUAAGGUAUAAAUAUCAGAAUUGGGUUCAGAAUUUUGACUUGUUGUUAAAAUUGCUAAAUAAUAUUGUCCAAUUCUAACAAUUCUGAGGGAAAAAAGUCUAUUCAGAAUUUGGACCCAGGCUUAUUCUGGUUACUUACCCCUGUAUACAUUUCUUGAGAGCGCCAAAUAUGUCCCAGGAGCUACUUUUUCUUCCAGUUUUUGUUUUCGUGAAUCCACAAGAGGCUGCUGUGUACACUUUUUCAGAUCUCAAAUUACUCUCGCCAGUGCCAUUCGCGCCUGCUGUUGCCACCAGAAGCUGCUGUCGACUGACCGACUGAUCCAACUCACCACCCCCUUCCCUAAACCUAACCGAUAGUGUUUUCAAAAGACAUCAAGACAAAGACAAUUCACCUGAUUUUUACCACAUUCUCACACUGUUAUUUACUUGUUUGUUUUAUUUUUUGGCUUACCUGUUUUCUGGAACCGUUCUCAACUCCGUCGCCAUGAUCAACUCCGCUCUGCAUCUCCAGUUCACAGACUUACACGAUGAGCUACUGGAAGAGCUGGUAACAGUGGAAAAGCCAUCCAUUAGUGGUGGGCGAAGCGAGGCUUCACGAAACACUGAAACAGUCGAAGCGAAUGUGUCGAAACAUUUCGAAACCUGUCUCUACAGUGACACCUAGUGGUCAUUAUUUAUGUAUUGCUCUGGAACAGCUUCAGCAAACAAGCAGUUUAGCAAAUUGAGGUAUUAAACCCCAUGCUGUAGCAUUGAGGUUUCAAGUGACUUAGUGGAGCGGUGGGAAUUCCAGACUAGCAUGCGGCGAUAAUGGGUUUGAAUCCAGGGUGAUGCAGCUAGAGAUGUUAGUUUUAAAUGCUCUGUUCCUGUAAUGUGUUUUUUGUUUUAACAUUUGACCAUCAAAUGAACACUUUGGGAAUAAAUCUGUCUUGUUUUGGUCAUAAAAAGUAACAUUAUUAAAAUACAUCGUGUUCAGAAUAUUUGUAUAAGUCGAGAUUCAAACUCUGGCCAUUUGCAGCACAGUUACUGUGUGCACACGCGCAGCCCACUAGGCUGCAUGAGAUUUUCUAACCCUGUUAGUCAAAUGCAAAUUCGCCAGGUCUCGAAAUGUUUCUGAAAUCGACCGAUGCUUUGAAUUGCUUUAGUCAUGUGACCUGGUGUUUCGAAACACUUUAGUCAAGGGACCUGGGUGUUUCAAAAAACUUGUGCUUUGGCAUCUCGACAAUAUGUCGAAAUGUCAGUUUCACGUCAGCCAUCCCUCACGUCCAUACGGUGAUAAGCGGUCAGCUGGUAAUCGCGAAAAGAAACAAUGUCAUAUCGCCCCCUAGCGUUCAUUUUAAAGUUGAAAUACAGCCAAACGUACUUCUGGCUACAUAAUACAUGAUCUCCAGAAAUGUAUACAGGGGUAUGUUUUCAGAAUGAGCCUGUGGUGGAAUUUAGUCUUUUUUUUCCACCUCAACUUUUAUUUUAUUUUCUUGCAUUUGUAAGUUUAUUGGCUCUCACAUUUCAUACAAUUGAUUGUUUUGUACAAUCAUAACUCUGACAUUUAGCUCUAAAAUUGCGAGAUAUAAGUGAAGAUUUUGCAAUGCUGAAAAGUAAAGGUUUGUCCAAACUCUGACAUUUUUCUGAAAAGGUUUUGUUCUGCGAUUGCUUUAAGAAAUAUUUCACAUUUUUCACUUUUUUCAAAAUUAAAGUUUUAUUUCUGACAAAUUUUAAUUAAACACCCCCAACUCUGAUUUAUCUGACACAUUUAGGUUAUUGUAAAAUAUAACCUACACUGUGUGUGAAAGUCAGAAGUGUGAGAAUUGAAUUCAGAUUUUCGACUUUAUUGUUAGAAUUGCAAGAUAAUAUUAAGCCCAAAUCUAACUAAUUCUGAAGAAAAGUGUAUUCCAAAUGUUGGCUUUCUAUAUCUCACAAUAGUGACAUUUCUCCAAAUUGUGAGAUAUAUAAAUUUGGUAUAAGAAUGAAAUCUUUUUCCCCUCAAUUUUAUUUAAAUUUUAUGCAUUUGUGAGUAUAUCGACUGUCUCACAAUUGUACACUUUCAAUUAUAAAAAAAAAAACUCAUAACUCUGACAUUUCUCUCUAAAAUAGCGAGAUUAAACAACAUCUAAAUAGCAAGAUAUAAAUGUAGGUUUUGCAAUGCUGACUUUUAUUUUACAUUUUACAUUUGCAAAAAGGUUUGUCCUAAUUCUGACGUUUUAUUUGUGAAAAAUGUUAAUAUUUUUAUGUUUCGCAAUUGUUUAUAGGCUUUAAUUAAGAAAUAUUUCAACAUUUUCUCAAUUUUUUUCUUAGGAUUUUGAGUUAGAUGCCCACAUCUUGCAAUUGUCACCCUUAUUUUACAUGAUUGUAAUAUAUACCCCUGCACAUGUGAGUGGAAAGUCAGAAUUGUGACAGAGUUGCAUUUACCAUUAUAAUUAAUUCCAUUCUGUGGUGAAACCCAGCUUUAGUGAGUCUGAACCAUCUUCAUAUGUUAACUUACUCUCCAUGUUGUUGAUCAGGCUGGUUCUAUGUACAGUUAUUUGUAUAAUAAUUGAGUUUCUCUUUAUAAACAGACCCCAAAACUAGAGAACGCGACACUGUUUUAAUACAAGACUGACAAUAAGCAAAGCAAUAUGAUCUGUACAUACAAAUGACUAACAAAAAAAAAUCCUCAGCAUUUCAAAAUGUCUACCAAGGUGAAAAUUGUCAUUAUUUAAUGUGUUAAUAAUUAGACUGUGGUAUUAAAGGGCAUGUGUUUAUUUACAGUGUCUUCUUUUUUAUUUACUUGCAUAUUUGCUAUAAUAAAAAAGGCAUAAUAUUCACCUGA